GUCUCUGUUCGAGAGGAGUGAGUAAUCAUCCAAAAAUCGAUCUGAAGCGAGCAGUGGUCUGUGAAUUCGAGCUGUGAGAGUGCUGAGACUGUUUGGUUGAUAUCUCGAGUUUUACCAAUCCAAUUAAGGCGUGUGAGAUACCAAACGAAAGCUCUCAAGACGAGGAAUCCGUGAAGGUCUGGUUUGAAUCAAUCGGAGUAGAGCAAGGCUUCCAAAUCGUCCGAGCAAAACACAACCUCGCAGAAACGGAUUUACUCUUCUAAAGAAUCGAGUUAGCCGGAAAACACCCGUUCUAGGGGCUGUUUUCGUAUCAACGAUUAGGGGUUGAAAUAGCAACUUGAGGAAGCUGUUUAACACCCAUUUUCAAGCAAGGAACCAGUUCUCAAUCUUCCUUGGCCGAGGCUUUGGUCAUUGGAUCGAGAAGGAAGGUUUUAAAGCUCAUUUGAGGUUGAGGCUAGAGCUUGCUUCCUGUGCUCGUUGCUCGAGAGAUCAUAUAGGAGGGAAGACUUGAAAUGGACCGUGGUGGCAGGAUUACUAGGAGAAACCCAACGGGCCGUGUACCAGUGGAGACUGGACAGGGCAGUCGAAGGACCUCUAGGGCAUCUAGAGGAGCUGGCCGUGGAGGCCGAUCACAGACCGUGAGUGACGGUCAUGUCGACACAGAAAGUGAAACCUACUGGUCCUAUGAGGACUCGACUUACCAACCGGAAACCGAGCCGGUUGAGACCCCUUACGAAGGGGAUGACGAUGAUGUGAGUGAUGAAGAAGGGGAGAAUGACUCCCUAGCAAGAAUUGAGGCGCUACUCCAACAAUAUCAGCGGGAGCGCGAGGAAAGGAGGGAACGCCGAAGGCGCCGAGGAGGGCGAACUUCGGGUGGGGCUUCAAGAGGAAGAAGCCAUGGAGACUCUAGGGCCCACAUUGAACCACAUGGGGGCCGGGGUGAUGGAGGUCCGAUCAUAAGGAUCUCCAAAUACCUCAAAGAGGCACGAGACUUGGGGUGCAAACCCUUCAACGGAGCGGGUGACAUCUCGGUUGCCGCUGAAUGGAUCAAGAGGUUGAACGAAGCAGCCCUUGAUAUGCAACUCACCCCCGAAUUUAAACUAAGGGUGGCGGUGAGGUUGCUUGAAGGGAUGGCAUCCACAUGGUGGGACGGAGCCAAGGGAAAGUAUGGCAAUACCGUGACUUGGGAGGAGUUCCGACAGGAGUUCUUUGCCCAAUACUAUUCUGAUUUUGAGGUGAACAAUAAGAGGAGAGAGUAUACCCUCCUGACCCAAGGUGGCACGAUGACGGUGAGGCAACUUGAACACAAAUUCAGGGAACUCGCGGAAUUCAUACCGGAGUACAUAUGUGAUGAGAACCGGAUGGUGAAUCACUUCUGGGAUGCCUUGGACCUUGACAUACGCGAGAGGGCAACACAAUUGCCUAAUAUGACGUUUAGUCAAGUGGUUGAACAAGGCCUGAAGGGAGAGAAGGAGUGGGAGGAAAGAAAACGAAGGAACGCCGAGGAGGCGAAGAAGAGGAAGUGGGAGUCACGGCUCCCAAGGUUCCAACAAAAAGGGGAACCAUGGAGGGGGAUCUUUCCGUGCACCUCCGCCACCAUCUAGGGGGAACCAGGGCUCGAGCAGGCAUGACUCGGGGUCACAAGCCUCGGGGACGCCUCGUUGCUUGAAUUGCAAGAAGAGUCACCUCGGAAAAUGCCGUGAACCUCCUAGAUGCUUCCAAUGCGGGAAUACCGGGCAUUUGAAGGCGCAUUGCCCACAAUUGGGCGGGGCAAGGUCAUCGGGACCAAGUAGCGGGGCCACGGGGACGAGAAACCAAGCCCGGGGUUCCCAAUCAACUAGGGGGCAUGGAGGAGCAAGCGCGAGCAACGCGCCAUCGGUGAAUCAAGAAAGGACUCAAGCUAGAGUCUAUGCGAUGAUGGAGGCGGAUGCCCGGGCUAACCCAGAUUCGGUUGCAGGUUGAGGCUAGAGCUUGCUUCCUGUGCUCGUUGCUCGAGAGAUCAUAUAGGAGGGAAGACUUGGUUCGUGCUUCCUCCAUUCUGUUUUUAAACAUUAAUAAACAUGCUCAUGGAUAUUUUACUGUAGAGCCUGCGUGCUCAUGAAUAGCCUUGUGUGGCCCUUUCGUUUUAAACAAUGUUUUCCGCUGCGUUACGAAUUACUUAUUAUGUUUGUUUAUGGAUGUGUAUGUGUGAAUGAUAUUCAAGACGCCUUGUAUAUUAUGAAUGUGUUGGACUGCGGUUGACUAUUCAUAUUGUACGGCGGGUUGUUGACGUGUCCGGAUAGGUCCGGGGCGUGACAAUGCAGGGACCGUCUGCUCCUUCAUUGGAACCAGGAGUAUGGACGGUUGAUAUUUGCAGCAACUCCUGGCGAGCAUCGUUUUCAUGGUGAUCUAGUGGAGGUUCGACCCGUAGCUCCGCAGUCACCCCGGCGGACACUUCUACUCCGGCGUGGCGAACCAGCCCGGCGAGCUCCGGUUUCUUUGGUGUCCCCUCUGCGUUCCGACAUCGGUAUCCGUGUUAAUUAAUACUCCGCUGUUCUUCCUUCCUUCUGGCGACUAGAGGUGGUAACUAUGACUUUUCUGUUAUUUUCUUUCUUCUUGCUCGCCAUGGAUACGUUGGUCAUUGCAAAGGAGAUAUAUAAAUAUGUAGUACGUAGUAUAAUAUUGAGUGAAAUAUUAUGGGCUAACACUUAAAUAUGGUGGGAUGGGUUUUGGCAUCAUUCAAUUAAUUUGGACAUACCCAUAUGCCGUGGUAGUUGCUAGGUUGAUGGUAUGUGAAUAAUUCGCAUGCCAUGUUCAUUGUAUGCUAUGUAUUAUUGAGUACGAAGUAUAUUAGUGCUAUUAAGGUACUGUCUCUACAUUAUUGCUAUCUCUUCAUUUAGAUUUUAGCUCUUUUUAUUUAUCUUUUUCUGUACUGUUAUUUUGGGUCAGGUCUAGCCCCCCCAAAAUAUUUGUUUUCUUUCUUCUGAGGUUUUUUCUGGUUGUUGUUUCUUUCUUUGUAUUUUUCAGGGGUAUGCCCCUGAAGGGAGGUUUUGGUCUAGUCCCCCUCCCUUUUUGUUCCUCUUUGAAUAUUAAUAAAACACCGGCAAAUGUUCCCCGGCAUUUGCCCCACUGAUUUUGGUGGUUUGCCUUCCGGGUUAAAAAAAAAAA
This is a messenger RNA of Cuscuta epithymum, 3147 nucleotides long. Lineage: Eukaryota; Viridiplantae; Streptophyta; Magnoliopsida; Solanales; Convolvulaceae. The record is from the annotation of a GenBank genome assembly.